Molecule: messenger RNA, 986 nt
Organism: Prorocentrum cordatum
Lineage: Eukaryota; Dinophyceae; Prorocentrales; Prorocentraceae
Source: the annotation of a GenBank genome assembly
CGGCGUCGCUUUCUCAUUUCGUAUGCCGAAACAUUGCUCCCACAGCGUCCCCGUUAGCGACGACGCCCACUUCGUUCGGGCGAUUCUUGGCGCCGCAGCUCAACCUCAAGGUGUUCGAGGACCUGGAUGCCCAGGGGAACUGGGCGAAGCACGCCCCGCCGCCUGCUGCUGCCUCUCUUUUGCGGGCGGCCCCGUCAGGCGCGGUCAUGGCGUCGGUCUUCGAGGAUUUCUGGGUCGGGCUGCACACCCCGUACGGCGUGGCGGAGGUGCAGGCGCCUACCGACCAGGCGGCUCCUGAUCGUCCCGUUCCUGCCCUGGAGGAGUCGCAGAAGUUUCAGCCUUCUCUCAUCGAUCAUCUCCCUGGCGUUGUGGUGCCCUCGGUGCUCUGGCCUGGUGUCCGGGAGCCGUUAGAGGCGCCCGCCAAGGACGAUUUCGCAAAGGUUUCGCAUUCGGUCGCCAAACGUGGUGCCAGCAUUGGCGGAAGCAGCUGCGGCGGUGAGGCAUCGCCUGGCGCAGUCUCGCACGUCGGUGGAGGCGCUGUCGGAGGCGAUCGCCAGUUUCGCAUGGACGGGGUCCCCCCCCGCCAUGGACGGCUCUGAGGAGGGGAGCGCUGUGUCAUCUUCGUGCCCGAUGGGGAGUGUAGUGCAGGAGUCAGCUCUUUCCGUACAUGACGCUCAACACGUUGACGACGAGAAGGACGAUGUGGUCCUCGCCCGUGCUGAUCGGCUCGGGCUCCGCGGCAUCCUCGAGGGCUUCAUGAAUCGGGAUGAUGUUCUCGGCGAGGGUGCGUCUCUGGUGGAGGCGCUUCAUGCCCUGGAGGCGUCUGGAGGACUAGAACACCCUGCUCUCCGUGCUCUCGGGUUCUCACAUGUGGGUCGCGUUCGACCUGGUGUACCUCGGCUUCAUUGACCUCGUCUCGUUCGUGCUGUUCUGCUUCGUGUACUCAGUUUCGUUUUUUUUUUUUUUUUUUUUUUUUUUUUUUUUUU